Melanotaenia boesemani (Boeseman's rainbowfish) is the source of this 7766-nucleotide messenger RNA. RefSeq names its product neurexin 1a (gene nrxn1a). The coding region runs from base 949 to 5415 and encodes 1488 amino acids. The record is from RefSeq and is a predicted model, not a curated record. The transcript has 26 exons. NCBI's taxonomy places the organism in Eukaryota, Metazoa, Chordata, Actinopteri, Atheriniformes, Melanotaeniidae.
GAGAGAGAGAGGGAGGACAGAGAGACAUUGAGCAAGACAGACACAGUCAGCGCGAGAGGGGGAAUCAGAGCUAGGGAGAGCGUGCUCGCAGGCAGAGAGCAAUAGCACCUUGUCGCCUCGAGGCGAGUCUGUGAUAGUUGUGUCCCUGUCCGGUGGACCGACUUUAUCUGCCACCAGGCGCGCGGCUGAUCUGUCGUCUCUCACGGAUUCAAGAUUCUCUUCAAAUGGGAAGGGAAAUCGAUGUGUCGCGCGCGGCACUGUCGCCACGGAACCACAGAGGAUGUGCGUGAGGUCGCUGGAGAGAGUGAUGACGCGGCAGUGAGAGACGCACAUACCUCACCCGUGUGCACACACAUAUUUGCCCACACACACUUUUAGGUCUUGCUCUACUAAGAAAGGGAGGAGGGGGAGAAAAUACUGCUAUGACGGUGUCAUUUCUCUCCAUUAGCCGUAUGUGAGCUGCACACACAAAAACACACACACACAUAUACUCAAGCUCUGUGGGGAGUUGCCUUCAUGGGGGAUACGGCCCUAUCUAGGGCACAAAGAUGGAGUUCAUAUUCUAUUUGUCCCAUAUCUAACACAGACACGCACACAAAUACAAUCAUCUGGAAGCUCAUGUCUUAAGUGAAGAAAAAUAGACUGAAUGGAGAGGAGUUACUAAACAUCUUAGACACCAAUCCAAGACGAAAGGAGAUGUGCAAAGUGUGGUGAGAGGACAGAGGGAGCUGCUGUCUGAACCCCUCGCUCACUGGAGCUCAAACAUAUUGGAGGCCCCCCUUUUAAAAGACACUAACUAGACAGUAGGGUGCACUCGAGACACCUAAAAAGUGUUCCACUAAGUGCCCUACAGUUGUCACCAUGAGCCAUAGGCUGGAGGGAAUACUCCAGCUCUAGCCUCUAUCUCCUCCCGUGUGUGUGUGUGUGUGAGUGUGAGAGUGAGUGUGUAUGAGUGUAAUGGCGGUUUGUGUUUGGGCAGCAGCCCCUCUGCUCUUCCUGGGGCUAUGCCUUUGCAGUGUAGGGGGCCAGGCCCAAGGGGAGGUCCUGGAGUUUGGGGGCGUAUCCAGUCAGUGGGGACGGUUUCCAGUGUGGAAUGCCUGCUGUGAGAGUGUGCUGAGUUUCAGCCUGCGGACUCACAGCCAGGAGGGCCUGCUGCUCUACCUGGAUGAUGAGGGGUUUUGUGACUUCCUGGAGCUACUGCUUCUCCAUGGCCACCUUCGCCUGCGCUUCUCCAUCUUCUGCGCUGAGCCUGCCGAGUUGCAGUCAGGUGUGGCUGUAAGUGAUGGACGAUGGCACGCAGUGCGUGUCAAGCGGAACUGGAGGAACACCUCAUUGGAAGUGGAUGGGCGACUUGAGGGAUGGGCGGAAGUGAAGAGUAAGAGAAGAGACAUGACAGUGUUUAGUCACACAUACAUGGGCGGGGUGACACCAGACCUCCACUCCUCGCCCCUGCGCCUCACCUCUCCUACAGUGCGGGAACACUCCACCUUCCGUGGCUGGAUCACGGCAGUGAGCAUCAAUGGCUCCCUUGUGACGCUGGAAGGCUCAGAGGGCGUCACAGUAACAGCUGGCUGUGGGCCAGAUCACCAGUGCCAGAAUGGAGGGGUGUGCAGUUUGGUUAACGACCAGGCCGUCUGCGACUGCUCUGACACCGGUUACCAAGGCAAUGACUGCAGCGAAGAGCACAGCUACACUCCAGGUCUGGCACACCUGAUGAUUGGCGACCAAGGAAAGCUCAGAGCUCGUGAGGAGUAUGUUGCUACCUUCAAGGGCUCUGAGUUCUUCUGCUAUGACUUAUCGCCCAACCCCAUCCAAUCUAGCAGCGACGAAAUCACACUCUCCUUCAAGACACUGCAGCGCAAUGGUCUGAUGCUACACACUGGCAAGUCAGCUGACUACGUGAAUCUGGCACUAAAGAACGGUGCUGUGUCACUUGUCAUUAACCUCGGCUCCGGGGCUUUCGAGGCCUUGGUGGAGCCUGUCAACGGCAAGUUCAACGACAACGCCUGGCACGACGUCAAGGUCACCCGCAACCUGAGACAGCACUCAGGCAUUGGACACGCUAUGGUGACGAUCUCUGUGGAUGGCAUCCUGACCACAACAGGCUACACACAGGAGGACUACACCAUGCUGGGCUCUGAUGACUUUUUCUACGUGGGAGGAAGUCCCAGCACGGCUGACCUGCCUGGUUCUCCUGUCAGCAAUAACUUCAUGGGCUGUCUAAAAGAGGUGGUGUACAAGAACAAUGAUGUACGGUUGGAGCUAUCUAGGUUGGCAAAACAGGGAGACCCAAAAAUGAAGGUGAGUGGUGUGGUGUCCUUUAAGUGUGAGAGUGUGGAAACGCUGGACCCAGUGACCUUUGACACCCCAGAGUCCUAUGUGGCACUAAGCAAGUGGACAGCAAAGAGGGCAGGAUCCAUCUCUUUUGACUUCAGGACCACAGAGCCGAAUGGGUUGAUACUUUUCAGCCAUGGCAAACCUCGACAACAGCAACGCAAGGACCCACGCACCCCUCCUACUGUUAAGGUGGAUUUUUUUGCCAUUGAGAUGCUGGACGGGCACCUGUACCUGCUGCUGGACAUGGGCUCAGGAACCACCAAGACAAAGGCCAUCGACAGAAAAGUCAAUGAUGGAGAAUGGUAUCACGUUGACUUCCAGAGAGAUGGGCGCUCAGGAACCAUCUCCGUGAAUAGUGUAAGAACAGCAUACACAGCCCCUGGAGACAGCGAGAUCCUGGACCUGGAUGAUACUUUGUACCUCGGAGGACUACCUGAGGAUCGCGCUGGACUUAUCUUUCCUACAGAAGUUUGGACGGCUUUGCUGAACUAUGGUUACGUGGGCUGCAUCAGAGACCUGUUUUUGGAUGGGCAAAGCAAAGACAUCCGGCGGCUAGCUGAAGCCCAGAGAGCGGUGGGGGUGAAGCCCUCGUGUUCCAGAGAGUCACCCAAACAGUGCCUAUCUAACCCCUGCCAGCACAACGGCAUCUGCAGAGAGGGCUGGAACCGUUACGUCUGUGACUGCUCUGGGACGGGCUACCUGGGACGGUCCUGUGAGAGAGAUGCGACCAUCCUCUCUUAUGACGGCAGUAAGUUUAUGAAAGUGCAGCUACCUGUGGUGAUGCACACCGAAGCGGAGGACGUCUCACUACGCUUUCGCUCCCAGCGGGCCUACGGUGUUCUCAUGGCAACUACAUCCCGUAACUCUGCAGACACCCUUCGUCUGGAGCUAGAUGGGGGCCGUGUCCGACUCACUGUCAACCUAGACUGUAUCAGGAUAAACUGUACAGCCAGUAAAGGCCCAGAGACCAUCUUUGCUGGGUCAAGCCUCAAUGAUAAUGAGUGGCACACAGUGAGGGUAGUCCGGCGUGGAAAGAGCCUUAAACUCACCGUGGACGACCUGCAGCCUGUUGAAGGUCAGAUGGCGGGCGACCACACCCAGCUGGAGUUCCACAAUGUGGAGACGGGCAUCGUGACAGAGAAGCGAUUCAUGCCUGCCGUGCCCUCCAAUUUCAUUGGCCACCUUCAGGGCCUAACUCUAAACGGCAUGCCCUACAUUGACCUGUGCAAGAACGGCGACAUCGACUAUUGCGAGCUUAAUGCCGUGAUUGGUUAUAAGACCAUUGUGGCUGACCCCAUCACCUUCCGCUCCCGCUCCAGUUUCGUCACGCUGCCCACGCUGCAGGCCUACUACUCUAUGCAUCUCUUCAUGCAGUUCAAGACGACGUCCCCUGACGGUCUCAUUCUCUUCAACAGAGGAGAUGGCAAUGAUUUCAUUGUCAUAGAGUUGGUGAAAGGCUACCUUCAUUACAUUUCUGAUUUGGGCAACGGAGCACACCUGAUCAAGGGCAACUCAAACAGUCCUCUUAAUGACAACCACUGGCAUAAUGUGCACAUUUCCCGGGACACUAACAAUCUCCACACAGUCAAGAUUGACACCAAAGUUACCACACAGACAACGAUGGGCGCCAAGAACCUUGACUUAAAGGGUGAUCUGUACAUCGGGGGUGUUUCCAAAGAGAUGUACAGAGAACUACCUAAGCUGGUCCACUCCCGUGAGGGAUUUCAGGGUUGCCUGGCAACAGUUGAUCUAAAUGGCCGGCUUCCGGACCUUUUGGCCGAUUCCUUGGCAACCACGGGACAAGUGGAUAGAGGCUGCGAAGGUCCCAGCACGACGUGUCAGGAAGACUCCUGCUCAAAUCAGGGAGUUUGCUUGCAGCAGUGGGAGGGCUUUACCUGUGACUGCAGCAUGACAUCUUAUGCAGGGCCUCUGUGCAAUGACGCUGGAACCACUUAUAUCUUUGGUCGUGAUGGAGGCCGUGUGAUUUAUACCUGGCCCCCAAAUGAACGUCCCAGCACCAGGGCAGAUCGACUUGCGCUUGGCUUCAGCACCCAGCAGAAACAUGCAAUCCUACUUCGCGUGGACAGUGCGUCUGGUCUGGGAGACUACCUUCAGCUGCAGAUAGACAAGGGCAACAUUAGGGUGGUGUUUAAUGUUGGCACUGAUGAUAUCAACAUCGAGGAGAGCUCCAAGUUUGUCAACGAUGGGAAGUACCACAUAAUUCGGUUCACCCGCAGUGGUGGCAAUGCAACCCUCCAGCUGGACGACCUGCCAGUCAUAGAGCGUUACCCCUCAGGCAACAAUGAUAACGAGCGCCUGGCCAUCGCCAGACAGCGAAUCCCCUAUCGGCUCGGUCGAGUAGUUGACGAAUGGCUACUCGACAAAGGUCGCCAGCUGACCAUCUUCAAUAGCCAGACGACGGUGAGCGUCGGCGGAGGCAAGCAAGGCACGGCCAUGUUCCAGGGACAGCUCUCAGGCCUUUAUUACAACGGUCUCCGCAUCCUCAACAUGGCCGCAGAGGGACACCCACACAUCAGAGUGGAGGGCAGUGCGCGGCUGGUCGGCGACAUGCCGUCCUCCUCCAUCACCCCACAAUCCAGUGCUGCAGCUGGAGGCAACCGCUCCGACUCCGCUCCCUCCAUUAGUGACAUCACAACCACCACAGCUACUAACAGGAAGCAGGGCGCAACACCUCAGUCAGCAGACGACCUGCUGGUGGCGUCAGCCGAGUGUCCAAGUGAUGACGAAGACAUUGACCCUUGUGACCCCAGCUCAGCCCGCCCUCCUCUGCCAGAUCCUAAGGGUUUCCCGGGUCCAUCUGAGGUGGUGCGGGAGAGCAGCAGUACCACGGGCAUGGUGGUGGGCAUUGUGGCAGCCGCCGCCCUCUGCAUCCUCAUUCUCCUUUAUGCCAUGUACAAGUAUCGCAACCGCGAUGAAGGCUCCUACCAUGUGGACGAGAGCCGCAACUACAUCAGCAACUCAGCCACACAGCCUAAUGGCAGCGCCAAGGACAAGCCUCUGGGAAUUGCCAAGAUCUCUAAGAACAAGAAGAACAAAGACAAAGAGUACUAUGUCUGAGACAGAAGACUUCCGAGACACAGACAUAUACGCAUACACCUUUAUAUAUAAUGGUAUAUGUACAUAAAUAGAUAUAUUCUCCAAAAAAAGAAAAAAAAUACAUUCAUACACACGGACAAAGACAUUCUGAUGUUAAUGUUUACUCUCAAAUAAUCACACCUGCACACAUGCUGGCAAGCACAAACAUACAAACAAACAAGCUCACAUGCGUACAUUUAAGCACAAACAUAAACAAAGACUGGCCUGAGGGCAUUAGCCCUUACUGUACAGUAUUUACCAAUGAACAGAGCCUCCAAGAGAGGCUUGUUUUAUGAGCAUAAAUACCAUUACAAAUGAUUUAGAAAGCACCGGUUCAGCUCUCAGACACUCCUCUGCCACAGUAGGACCUCGACAUUUGGACUGACAGAGGUCAAGAAAGACAUUAAGUUUUACCCAUGGCAGACUGAGUGUGUUGAGUAAGAGGCAGCACACCAGAACAAAGAUGAUGUAAAAGCACUAAGACAAGCACUAAGUGUCUCUUCCAUGCUUCUUGGCCUUCCUCCUUGUUAGCAGAUGGGACUUGAUGAAACACAGUGGAUGCUGAGGAAACAAGCACUCCAAUGGUUCAAGUCUAUCCCCCGACCAUAGGAGAGGAAUUUUUUGUGUAGCCAUAGAGACAGUGAGUUACAGGCAGAAGCAGAGCUGUUGCCUAUUAAUAUGGGCUGUGGUUGUUAUGCUGCAGAGCUGAUGUUUUUUAUGGCACCCUGUAAAUCACAAAGGUGGAAUCAGUGGAAACCGAGAGAAAUUAUCCUGGACAGGAUACUUGAGACUUCAGAUGCUACCUAUGGAUACCAGUCGUGCAUGACUGCAGUGUGACACAUGCAUACAUCCAAUACACAUGCACACACACAAAGAUAAAACAGUCUGUACGUGCAGACAAACAUUUUCCUGCUAAAGACACACGAUAUCUUCAUUACUGACUCUGAAGACCACAUGAGAAGACAAAGGUGAAAAUGAUCAUAAUGAUAAUUGUUAUGGCAAUGAUAAUGAUGAAUAUGAAGAACUUUUGGGCAGUAUAGACUCUUGGGAAGGGAGGGGGGGAUCUUAUUGCACGUGAAUUAUCUUACUCCGUGUGAUUUAUACCGCGUUGAAACUAAAGAGGUUACACCAUGAUACAACACCAUCAUAAAAAUGACCACCUUGGCUUGAAGUAUUCCUAAAAACACUCUUCAAACGUUUCCAGUGAUGGUUUUCAACAAUUAUUUCAAUCUCUGAAUCACCUCUCAGUUCAAAUCUUUAUUAACAAAAUUGUGACCAUCUCGAGUGUGCUGCAUGCUUGAGUCUCUGAGCUGUCCUGUGGAGUGCUGGUGUGUCCCACUGAGUCCAGAGGUGGUGAGUUUUGUUUUUCUGUUGGAGAAGGAGGAGGGUGCUGCAGGUUGUGAUGAAACACCCGGAAGUGUGCACCAAACAACAGGCUAUGUCCUGUUUUUUUGCCUGAUGUCUUGUAGGCCACACCCACUUAUACCUUCUCCAACCUACCACCUUUUUUUUAAUUAGCAAAAACCAGCAGAAGAAAAUAAUCAAAAACAGAACAUAGUAAAUGUUACCAUGUGUUGCCAAUAGAUAGAAAAGUCCACUUCUUGAUGCCACCAGCUCUAAGACAACUUCAGUUGCUUUAAUUUUAUUGGCUCUCCCCUUUCUCUUUCUCUUUGCAUCCAUGCUAUCCAUGUUGUUGGUUAACUGAUAAAUAAAUCAAUACUCCUGACAUGACCAAUACAGAGCAGUGAAAUGGGUUUCCUGUGGGAUGAUGCGUAAUUAUUUCUUUAUAGACUUUUCCAGUGUGUGAACUCUGCAGCUCAUGAAUUGUAGCCCCAUAAAAUAACAUUACAAAUAGUGCCAUGAAACGAGCAAGCCCCUCCAGUUCUUCCAACAACAUAACUAAUCAGGUGGAUGCAUGCAACAUGGACCAGGGCGAGGAGCAGCAGGAAAUGGACUGUGAGAUGCGUGAGAUUUCAGUAUAUCGUCAAAAUUAACAUUUUCCCUUAGUCUGUCCGUCCUAAACCGGCCUUUUUGACUCCCCUCCCCUUGUUUUCUUGUUCAACAUGUUCUCCUGUCUCUGUUCCUCCAUGUCUACCACUUUCUUUCCCCUCUAUCUCUGUUGUGUUGCCAUCUGAAACAAAAGGAGGUGUCUCAACCAAUGGGAUUCUACAUCUUGGUGUUCAUUAACCAUGUUUAUUUUCUAUAUGUACAAUUUUUCUACAGUAUUUACUUUUAUUUUUAUUGUUACAGUUCUUUGAUGAACAUAAAGUGGAAAUUUAUUAUGAAAAAUAGUUUUGAAGAUUAAUGAGUAAAUAAAAUAUUACCCAAGUGAG